AUGGAUAUCACAUUAAUUCAAUUAUUUUUUACAAUUUUCUUCAAUUUAUCUUUAUUAUCUUUGGUGAUAUCUGGAUGUAAUAGUAAUAAAACAGAAAGUAGUAACAAACGUUCAAAGUCAAAAUCUAAAUCUAAGAGUAAAAAGAGUAAAGAUUUAUCUAAAGAUAUACCAACUAAAGUACCAGUAGUUAGUGAAAAUAAGAAAAAAGUAGAGGUAAAGGUUAUUGAUAAUUCUAAAAAAGAAUCACCAUUGAAUGCUAAUAAAUCUAAAUGUCAAAAAGUUGCAUCAUUAAAAAAUAAAACAGCAUCAAUAAAAACUUUAACUUCUACUCAAUCAACUUCAUCUAAAAAGUCAACUGAUACUUUUUCAUUUAGUAAUCCAGCUAAAUUAACUACUCAAGAAAAAAAUGAUCAACGUAAACAGAUGGAAUUGGCAAAAAAUUUAAAGGAAUGGCAGGCAAAGAAUAACAAUCAAAUUAUUGUUACAAUGAAUAAAAAUGAAUUAAGAUGGGUAGAUGGAUUGGGUGGACUUCAAAAUGUUAGUUUAGAAAAUCCAUCUAGUGAUAGGAUUGCUAUAAAAAUUAAAUGUUCUGAUAAUAUUUUAUAUAGAGUUAAUCCUGUUUAUACAAUAAUAGAACCACAGGAACGUAUAACAAUUGAUAUAUUACGUGAUGCAGGAACACAAAAAACUGAUAAACUUGUAUUUGUUCUUACCAAAGUUAAUGGUGAUGUUAAAAAUUCACAAGCACACUUUGCUAGUAAUCCAAAAAGACAACAAAUGCUUUUACUUCCAUUAAUUGGAGCUUCUGCUGUUUAUUAA
This is a messenger RNA of Strongyloides ratti, 819 nucleotides long. Its product is annotated as MSP domain and PapD-like domain-containing protein. Lineage: Eukaryota; Metazoa; Nematoda; Chromadorea; Rhabditida; Strongyloididae. The record is from RefSeq and is a predicted model, not a curated record. The coding region runs from base 1 to 819 and encodes 272 amino acids. The transcript has a single exon.